GACAGCAGCGGGGGGAGGGGGGCAGAGCGCGCACGGCGGCGGCGGCGCGCACGGCGGGGCGCGGGUGGCUGCGUAAGGCGCGCGGCCGUUGCUAGGGGCUGCGUUCCGGCCGCCGUAGCUCAAGACAACAGGAAAGAGGAACAUACUAAAAUGUCACCUGAAGUUGCCUUGAACAGAAUUUCGCCAGCACUCUCGCCUUUUAUUUCCAGUGUGGUCAGAAAUGGAAAAGUAGGACUGGAUGCUACUAACUGUUUACGGAUUACAGACUUGAAGUCUGGAUGUACAUCCUUGACCCCUGGACCUAGCUGUGAUCGAUUUAAGCUGCAUAUACCUUAUGCUGGAGAAACACUCAAAUGGGAUAUAAUUUUCAAUGCUCACUAUCCUGACCUGCCACCGGAUUUUAUCUUUGGAGAAGAUGCUGAAUUUUUGCCAGAUCCUUCUGCCUUGCAUAAUUUAGCUUCUUGGAAUCCUUCAAACCCCGAAUGCCUCCUGCUUGUUGUGAAAGAGCUUGUCCAGCAGUAUCACCAAUUUCAAUGCAGCCGAUUACGUGAGAGCUCUCGUCUCAUGUUUGAAUAUCAGACUUUACUUGAAGAGCCCCAGUAUGGAGAAAAUAUGGAAAUCUAUGCUGGCAAAAAAAACAACUGGACUGGUGAAUUCUCAGCUCGCUUCCUCUUGAAGUUGCCUGUAGAUUUCAGCAAUAUUCCUACAUACCUUCUCAAGGAUGUGAAUGAAGAUCCUGGAGAAGAUGUUGCACUUCUUUCAGUUAGUUUUGAGGAUGCGGAAGCUACUCAGGUUUUUCCUAAGCUGUAUCUCUCCCCACGUAUUGAACAUGCUCUUGGAGGAUCAUCUGCCCUUCACAUCCCAGCCUUUCCUGGUGGAGGUUGUCUUAUUGACUAUGUACCCCAAGUGUGCCAGCUACUAACAAACAAAGUACAAUAUGUUAUUCAGGGAUACCACAAGAGAAGAGAGUAUAUCGCAGCUUUCCUGAGUCACUUUGGAACUGGUGUGGUGGAAUAUGAUGCAGAAGGCUUCACAAAGCUUACUCUGUUGCUGAUGUGGAAAGAUUUUUGCUUCCUUGUUCACAUUGACCUACCCCUAUACUUUCCUCGAGACCAACCAACCCUAACAUUUCAGUCAGUCUACCACUUCACUAACAGUGGACAGCUGUACUCCCAGGCCCAGAAGAACUACCCUUACAGCCCACGCUGGGAUGGCAAUGAAAUGGCCAAGAGAGCAAAGGCAUAUUUCAAAACAUUUGUCCCUCAGUUCCAGGAGGCAGCGUUUGCUAAUGGAAAGCUUUAGACAACCUUGGGCAUUGAGGUGAUACCGGACAGAUUCUUCAGUCUGCGUGUGUCAGCCCCCAAGAAUUCCUGGAAGUAGGUUGGAUCGUCUCAAUAGGUGCUUUCUUGCCUCAGAAAUGGAUUUGAUUGCUUCAGUUUUUGUCUGAUUUAUGAAACACAGACCUCAGCUAGUAAACUCAAAACCAAGUAUUUGAUAUUCACCCCUAUCCCACUGCCUCUGCCACCACCACUCCUUUAUGUAUUAUGUACUGGAUUAAUUUUAAAAGUGUCUGUUUAGAUGCGAUACCAUGUUCCUGUGCCAAAAAUGUCCUAUAUGUUAUGCCUUGUUUCAGAACUGCUUGUCUUCAGAUGAUGAUUUUUUUUUUCACAGAAAUAUUUUGCCUGUUUUGAACCUUUAUAUAUUUAGUUAACAUUUCCAGUUUAUCCUAAGAACAUACAAGACUGCCGUAUGUACCAAAAAUGCCUAAUGGACUACACAGUGCCAUAUUCUGCCUUGAACGAUUGCAUCUAAUUCUGGUUGUUAUCCUCACAGGUGUGCAUAUGAGUUGUACAGUUCCAUUCUCAGUGCCUUUCAAGUUGGUCAGAUGGUAAUGUGGCAGGAUUUGGGAAUUUUUUUUUUUCUUGUAUUUCAGUUGAAAGCUCAUGUUGUAUUGAAAGCUACGUUUUUAUGCUUCGUUUUUAUUUCCUGUUGUACACUUUCGGUGUUUUUCUAAUGAACUUUACUUUCUGUUAUGAAAAAGUCCUACUGCUUUAAUACCACUGCACAAGGAAGUAGUUGCAUAAAUUAGUAUAACAAAAUAAAGCUCUUUCCUAGACCUAUAAUUUUUCCAAGUAAGAUAAAUACUACUAAGGAGUAAACUUUUAACAAAAGAAUGAAUGAUGAUGUGGAAAACAACUGAUAGAAUAAUACAGGGCUACAGAGGUAUUUAGCUUAAAGCUUAAGUUCAGCAUAUCUUCUCAGAAAUUAUUUUAAGUGUAUAUAACUGGAAACAUUUACCUCCCCUAAUUCUGAAAUGCCAAAUGCAAAAUACUGGCUAUUCAUUCUUCCUUUCAUGCUGUGUGUCAGGCGCACCAGAUAUGGCUAACUCUCAUGGUGUCACUUCCCAAAUUAACUUGUAAAUAGACCAGGGUACUUUCCAGUAAGGAAUAAAAUUAACUGUGUAUGUUGUUUAUAAAUGGCAUAUGGAAAAUGUAGCCUACUUCUGCUAAAUGUAAGGAACUAAAUGAAUUACAUGCAGUUGAUACAGUGGUACUGAAAAAACAUUUAAUUUGAAAUUAUUCACUCUAUCACCACUGUCUAAUUACGCAAUGGAAUUGCAUCAAAUUAAUUGAUUGGCAGUAUUCCCCUAGCCUUUCUGACACUUGGGAUAUUUACUAAAAUUAGUGCUUUUCUGUGGACUGUUCACCUAAAGAAUAUAGAUAGAUUUUGUGCAUUGAAGCUUAAUAAUUAAAAAUUAUGCAAAUAAUUUGACCGUAGAAUCCACAGAUAUUUUUAAACAGCUUAUACACAGAAUUUUAGCUUGUGGCUUGUAGUGAUGUUCUUGACUAGAAAUAAAGCUGCAAUCAACAUCAGAGGCCUUAUUUCAAAUCUGCUGAAAAAGGGUCAUGUCCUGUCCUCGGACCUGUCCCCGUGGGACUCUGGCUGCGUUAUAUGAGAGCAGUAAACAGCUCCAGAGGUCCGGGGCUGCAUUCUCCUGGUGGAGGCAUUGUGUUGGGCUUUUGUAUGUGAACCAAGGCUUAUAGCAGACGUGGAGGGAUUUGGUUUUAUGUGAACAGUAAAACUGUAACUCAGCAACCCUAGAGGAUUGAAAACGGACAUGCCUCAAUAUGCUGAGACAGUUUCAAGUCUGCAUUUCUUCAGGUAAAAAUUGAAGCCACACAAACACAUAUUGAAGAAUAAGCUAUCUCUUGUGAGUUGGGAGGGAAAAGGAGGGCUAAAGAAAAACAUUUGUUCUCAUAAUAUUCAAAAUCUUAUGGAAACAAUCUCUAAUAUCUUCAAAAGGAAAAACCUCAACAAGUUUCAUCACUAGAUUCCUGGAAUCUUACUUUUUCUAGCAGCAUUUGAUUCAGUGUGGUGGUUACCGCCCAUGAAUGCAGUAUUAACUUUAUGUUUUUGAUUGCCCAUGAUACAAGCGUCACCAAAAUAUUUUUUAUCUUUUCAGUAAUUAUCAUGCUGCAGUGAAAGACCAGCAAUUGCAAAGCAUUUAAAAAGGAAGUCCACUCUUCAUAAUUUAUAUUUUUAACUGUGCAUCCUCCACCUGAGUUUUAAGAAUUUUGGACAAAGGACUGCUUUAUUGUUAAAGUCCAAGUGUUCUAGAAGUCUUGUCGGAAAAGACUUUGAGGAUAUAAAAAGCCAAAACCAGCCAUGGGUUGUGCUGAGUUAACUAGUGUUUCACCAACUUUUCACUAGCAUGAGUAAAAAUGAACUGGUGGGUUUCAGUCUGAUCUUACCUGAUGAGGUGUUCAUCUCAUAUCACUGGCAGUAUUUACCAACAAAUUUAGAUAGGAAGGUUGAGAAACUGUACUGCUUGUGUUGGAGAUGAAGUCUGCAAGCCUGUCAGUUUUCAAAUUAGAAAAAAAGCCAUUUUUUUCAUAAAUACAGUGAACAUCUUUAUUAUUUCAAAGCCCUACUGCGCUUACUUUUUGACCCACCCAGUAUUUUACAGAACCCUUCCUGAUGGUUCUCAGAAGAACAUAUUCUGGAUUUAAGCAGUAAAAACUCUAUAUUAGGAGGAAAGACAUGGCUAUGAGUAAAUUCUUCUCUUCUAAAGGAAGUUUACGUAUAAAUACUAAAACAGAAGAUAGAAUUGGUUUGAAUAAUCUUAAAUCAAAUAUUUAUUGAAGCAACUUAAGUUAGCCACAAGAGUUGUAAUCUAAAAGAAGAUAGUAUAAUUAACUCCAGCUUGUUAUGGAAUAAUAUCCAUUUUGACCAAUUCAAUGGGAAUGAGAGACUUCCAGCUCUUUCUUUCCUGCUAUAUGGUAUAUACAAUUAAAAUGAACAAUCAAACCUAGGCUAGUUUCUGUGGUUUAUGAGAACCACAAAACAUGAGGAAAAAUUAGCAAUAUUAUGAACAUAUCUGAAAGCUUAAAUUUAAAUUUACUCCAUCAGAAUUUUUACUGAAGGAAUGCAGAAAAUCUUUCUUUACUAGACCCCAUUAAUGCACAAUUUUCCAAAGGUCAUAAAGUACAAACUUACAGUUGAGCAUCUAUUCAUCUGUGUAAGUAAUCCACUAUGCUAAAAGUAAUAUCAAAUCAUUCAGAUUCAAAGCUAGACUUUUUGUGAACUUGCUGAAAAGCUUGGAUAAACAUCUGGAAAAAUAAAUAAAAAAUAACAAUA
Messenger RNA from Rhea pennata, 4638 nucleotides. RefSeq names its product BRISC and BRCA1 A complex member 2 (gene BABAM2). Lineage: Eukaryota; Metazoa; Chordata; Aves; Rheiformes; Rheidae. Gene Ontology annotation, cellular component: BRCA1-A complex; BRISC complex. The record is from RefSeq and is a predicted model, not a curated record. The coding region runs from base 151 to 1302 and encodes 383 amino acids. The transcript has 12 exons. Gene Ontology annotation, biological process: double-strand break repair.